Messenger RNA from Drosophila subpulchrella, 1362 nucleotides. Its product is annotated as carboxypeptidase B. Gene Ontology annotation, biological process: proteolysis. Gene Ontology annotation, molecular function: metallocarboxypeptidase activity; zinc ion binding. The coding region runs from base 7 to 1290 and encodes 427 amino acids. The transcript is spliced from 3 exons. Lineage: Eukaryota; Metazoa; Arthropoda; Insecta; Diptera; Drosophilidae. The record is from RefSeq and is a predicted model, not a curated record.
GGAAAGAUGACAGUUUGGUGGCUUUUGCUGGCUCUCAGCUGCCCGGGCUUGUCUGCUGGAUUGCAGAAGUCCAAUAAAUACGAAGGUUACAAAAUAUACGAGGUGUCUAGUAAAGCUCGCUCGGUGGCUUUAGAAGGAGCUCUUUCCGAAUUGGUCAAGAAUGCAUCUUACUAUGAGGUGUUCUCGGGCUUCAAAGGCGGUAAUUCGGCCAAGGUGAUGGUGCAUCCCGAUGAGCAAAUAAGCUUUGUGAAACUGAUGGAUGAUAACAAUGUGGCCUAUGAUAUUCUCAACCGGAAUGUGGGCCUCACUUUGAGUCGGCAAUUCGAAACGAACCGCAUGUUGCGCCAAUGGUUCCCUUACAAUGGAAGAUUGGGAACGGAGAGGUAUUACAAUCACGAUGAGAUCAACCAGUUUAUCGAGGACCUGGCUAAGGAAUAUCCUCGUCGGGUUUUCCUGAAAACGGUUGGCAAGAGUUACGAGGGUCGAUGGUUGAAAACCGUCACUAUAACUAAUGGAGAUGCCAGGCGUAAUAAGAAUGUGAUCCUUGUGGAUGGUGGCUUCCAUGCCCGGGAAUGGAUCUCACCAGCAGCUGUAAUUUAUCUGAUCUCUCAGCUGGUCGAUAACUUACAGGACAAUGCUGAUCUGCUGCAGGACUUCGAUUGGGUUAUCCUUCCCGUUGUUAAUCCCGAUGGCUAUGAGUACACCCAGUUGUCGGAGGAGACUCGCUUUUGGCGUAAGACCCGAAAACCCAGCAGCCCCGAUUGCAUCGGUACCGAUCCAAACAGGAACUUUGAUUUCCACUGGAAUGAGACGGGUGCCUCGUCGGAUCCAUGUAGUCUUACAUAUGCCGGAGAGAAGGCUUUCUCAGAACCUGAGGCUCUGGUGGUAAGAGAUCUCAUCCAUAGCUAUGUGGAUAGGGGAAAAAUGUACUUGACAUUGCAUUCCUAUGGUUCACUUAUUCUGUACCCUUGGGGAUGGACGGAAGGUGUCCCCGAUACUGUUGCCGACCUACAUGAGGUAGCUGCAGAAGGUCAAAAUGCUAUUGUGGAGGCCACAGGCACUGAAUAUUCGAUAGGACCUUCAACGACAACCAUAAAUUAUGCUGCUGCUGGAGCUAGUGACGAUUAUGCCUUCAAUGCUGGCUUCCCGAUUUCCUUUACCAUGGAACUGCCCGCUGGUGGUACUGGAUUUGAUCCUCCAGCCUCGGACAUAGAUCAUUUAGUUAAGGAGACCUGGGUGGGCAUUUCGGCAAUGGCCCGGAGAGUCAUUCAAAAAUAUCCCCUGGCCUAAUCGUGAAAUUCAGUUUAUAACUUUCUUGACCACUAUGACUAACUCAAUAAAAUGGUUCAGUUCGCUAGCAAA